Megalobrama amblycephala (Wuchang bream) is the source of this 3561-nucleotide messenger RNA. It is a transcript of the gene adamtsl7, whose product is annotated as ADAMTS-like 7. The record is from RefSeq and is a predicted model, not a curated record. The transcript is spliced from 16 exons. Lineage: Eukaryota; Metazoa; Chordata; Actinopteri; Cypriniformes; Xenocyprididae. Gene Ontology annotation, cellular component: extracellular matrix. The coding region runs from base 731 to 2668 and encodes 645 amino acids. Gene Ontology annotation, biological process: extracellular matrix organization. Gene Ontology annotation, molecular function: metalloendopeptidase activity.
CCCUAGUGUCAUUCCACACCCGUAAGACCUUCAUUCAUUUUCAGAACACAAAUUAAGAUCUUUUUGAUCAAGUCUGAGAGGUUUCUGUCUCUCCUUAGAGAUCCAACGCAACUACCACUCCAAAGUCCAGAAAGGAAGGAAAAAUGCCUCAAAUGACUCCAGUGGCUUAAACUCAAUUUUUGGAAGCAACGUGAGUGCUUUGUGCAAAAAAAAAACAAAAAAAAAACAACAUAAUUUACCACUUUAUUUACAAAAUAAUAUUAUAUCCAAAGCAUGUUUACGCAACAAUGCCAGCUCUCGCGUGAACACAACACGCAUACGUUGUGAUGCUCUCGUGAACGCGUGUUGCUGAUCAAUAUUUUUGUAAGUGGUCAUUUUUUUUUUUCGCAAACAAUGCACUCACGUCAGAGUUACAUGGAGUACUUUGAUGUCUUUUCCCUACCUUUCUGGACCUUGGAGUGGUAGUUGCGUUGGAUCUCUAUGGAGAGACAGAAACCUCUCAGACUUGAUCAAAAAGAUCUUAAUUUGUGAUCUGAAGAUGAAUGAAGAUCUUAUGGAUGUGGAAUGACGUGAGGACAUCAGUACACCAGUUGGUGGUGACAAGUGACUGUCUUUAUGAGUCUGAUGUCUUGAUAUUCUCCUUUCCUCUACCGUUUGACGAGGUGAAGAUCAUGUGACCUCCAGAAGCUUCUCUCACAGAGAGAUUUCUUGGAAGGAAUCCUUGCUGCUUAUGAAAGAACAAAAAAUGGGAGGACACCAGUGGAGACUCAUCCAGCAUUUCCUCCAGAUGACCCUCCUGCUCUCCCUCCUGUGCCCACCCACAGAGCCUGUUCCCUGGGACAACGACUCCAGCAGCGGCCCUGGAGAGGGCUGUGAGGGUUUCCAGGUGGAUGUAUGUGGUGUGUGCGCAGGAGAUGGGAGCUCAUGUGAGCUGUUCAGUGGGACACUCUUUCUUUCUGUGCUCUCUGUUGGCUACCACAAGAUCCUAGAUAUCCCCUCUGGAGCUCAACGAAUCAAAAUACAGGAAACACAGAAGACCAGGAACUACUUAGCUCUCAGAACAGCGACUGGUGAAUCAGUGAUAAAUGGUGACUGGGCAAUAGACAGGCCUGGACAUUUCUAUGCCGCGGGUACUCAGCUCACAUACAAACGGCCCAAUGAGAUACGCAGCAGAGCGGGAGAAUCCAUCACUGCUCCUGGACCAACCAAUCAGGAGCUGCAUCUCUUUGUGAUUUACCAACAGCCCAAUCCAACUGUGUAUUAUGAAUACAUUCUACCCAAAGACCCCAUCACUGACACUUAUUCAGAUGCCUAUUCUUACUCUAGUGUACUUCCUCUAGUAGAGAGUCACGUAAUAUUUCCUGAUCCUGAGAAUAGUGACAGUGAAAGUUCAAUGGGCAGCCCUCAUCCUAACCAAGUUCCAACGGACCCUAUAACACCUGAACCAGUUCCUCAGUACAGCUGGGUUGCCAUGACAACAACACCCUGCAGUGCCACCUGUGGAACAGGAAGUCGUCAAGUUCUGUUCAGCUGUGUGGAAAGGGCAACUCAAACUACUGUACCGGGGGAUCUCUGUAGCUACACCAGUCAUUCUGGCCCCCAGGUAGAAGAGUGUCAAUCGCAGCCUUGUCCAGCCUUUUGGGAUGUAGGGGAGUGGUCUGAAUGCAGUAAGACCUGUGGUCCAGGUUUCCAGUAUCGUCAGGUGAUUUGCCAGCGGACGCAGGGACACCAUGGCAAUAGCACAGUCGUCGUGGCGACCAGCCAAUGCGAUAACACAGAAAUGCCAGAGACGACCACUGUGUGCCAGCUCAAGAUCUGCAGUGAGUGGCAGAUCCGCUCAGAUUGGACAGAGUGCUCGGUGCCAUGCGGAGUAGGUCAGCGCAGAAGAGAAGUGGUGUGUGUGGAUAACCUGGGUGACAUCGUUUCUGAUGAGGAAUGCAACAUGGCCCUUCGCCCACAGGACCUGCAGAACUGUGACAAAGGAGUGUGUGCCAGCAGCUGGUUCUAUUCUCUCUGGAGUGAGAGGUGUUCUGCAGACUGUGCGGAAGGAAGUCGCAGCCGGUCAGUGGUGUGUAUGAUGAGUCAGACAAACUCACUGCCACUGGACAACUGCGAUGAGGAGGAUAAACCCGACGAACUCAUGCCGUGUGACCUUGGCCCCUGCACACAGCGACUGGAAUGGUACACAGGAGCGUGGGGACAGUGCUCAUCUGAAUGUGGCAAUGGUACCCAAAGUCGAGGUGUGGUCUGUGUUGUCCAAAACAACGGCCAAUUAGAAGUCACCUCAGAUGACCGCUGCUCUCAUCUGCCCCGUCCUCCAAGUGGACAGACCUGCUAUUUGAGGAGUUGUGGUGCGCAGUGGUACAUGACAGAGUGGAGCUCGUGUUCUCGUUCUUGCGAGGGAGGCUUUCGAGUGAGGGAGGUACGUUGUUUGCGAGAUGAUCAGACCACAAGCCAUGACUGUGAUCCUGCCCUUGAACCUGCAAAUCAAGAGAAGUGUAACACACACACCUGCACACCACAGAUUGAUGAGUCCUGCAGAGAUAUGUACUAUAACUGUGUGGUGGUGGUCCAGGCUCGUUUGUGUGUGUACUCAUACUAUCGCACCACAUGUUGUGCAUCAUGCUCUCGGGUCAUUCAGAGAGACACACUGCAUAGAAUCAGGUGAUCCCGCCACCUUCUUGGGAUGUGACAUCAGCGCUCUCCUUUCCUUGAAUUAUGAUGUCCUUGUCUCAUCAUGACACCAUGGCCCACCUGCUUUCAGCUGGAUCUGACCCUGAGAUGACAUCACUGUUCAUCACCUCUGUCUUUUACGUCAAAAGACUUUAAGUAUACAUUCACUGCCCUUCUUUUUUUAAACAAAAUGAGAAUGCUCCAUGAGCAACUGAAUAUUUAUUGCAAAUAAAAACUUCUGAGCCUCUUCAUCAUGUUCAGUAAUGUCUAAAAAUUAACAGUGAGAGAUUUCAAAAUUAAUCUUCAUAUUUCAAUGUUAAUUUAUGACUAAUAGCUUCUAAAGAUUCUGUAUGAAGUCUAUACAUAAUACAUUCUGAGGUGGAGUUUAAGCAGACUAAAUGAUUGGAGAAGUCUACUGUUUUCACCAGAAGAUCGAGUUAUGAGACUCAGACAUUACGAGGUCAAAACAUUUUUUUAAAAUUGAAACGUGCACCGAUGUUUACAAUUAGUUUUUUAACAUGCAUUAUAAGACUGGGUGAAUUUUCAUUUCAUGCAGACUUUAAAGGCCUGUUUUUAACUACUUUACAUUCUUCUAUGUGAACAGCCUCUUUUGUAUGUGAAAUGAAACAGUGCUUAUGUUGUUUGCUGAAUUUUGACAGAUUGUCUUUUUUGGACUGGGGAGGUUUUGAUUAUUUUUUUUUUUCUCUCCAAAAGAUCAAAGAUAAUGAAAUUUGUCCUGAUGCGACCCCUUUAAGAGGUUGCUUCAGUACAAGCAGAAAAGACUAGCCAGAAAUGCACACAUGCUGUAGAAUGUCCCUCUCACAGUGAUGAUGAAAACUUUCACUGAUGAUGAAAGUGAAUUGUAAAAUAAAGACAUGUGUUCCUUCA